Molecule: messenger RNA, 1893 nt
Organism: Saprolegnia diclina VS20
Lineage: Eukaryota; Oomycota; Saprolegniomycetes; Saprolegniales; Saprolegniaceae
Exons: 10
Coding region: 1-1893 (630 amino acids)
Molecular function (GO): protein binding
Source: RefSeq, a predicted model, not a curated record
AUGAUGGACGGGCCCGUGCAGCUGGACUUGUCGGAAGAGGGGUACGCGACCGUGCCAGAGUCGAUUCCCAUCGACGUCUACUCGAUCUCGCUCGCGUCCAACCGCAUCCAUGCGCUCCACGGCCUCGGGCGCCUCGUGCAUCUCCGGCAGGUCGAUCUCUCGUGCAACAAGCUCACGCAUCUGGCGGGCAUCGAGUCGCUUCAGCUCCUCUCGACACUCAACCUAGCGCGCAACAACCUCUCGUCGCUCGCCGGGCUCGACCAGAUGAAUUCGCUGCAAUACAUCAACGUGUCGGACAACAAUUUGACCGAUCUCGAUGGCCUCAUGAGUCAUACGGGCCUUGUAUAUGUGAAUGCGUCGAUCAACCACCUUGCUUCCUGGCCCAAUCUGUGCCACCUCGGGUCCCUCGAGACGCUCAACCUCAACGACAACCAGCUCAGUGUGACGCGGACGCUGCCCACGAGUCUUCCGACGAGCUUGCGUCAGCUCAAGCUCGCGUACAACCAAAUCGACCACCUCGGGUGCUUUGAUGCGUGCGCUGGCAAGUACCACCACUUGCACUCGCUGGACCUUGCUGGCAACCGCUGCGUGCUGCACAACCCAAGUGCUGCUGCCUUUUUGGCCGACAUCUUCCCUGCAUUGCGGCUUCUCGACGGCCUGCCGCGCGCGACCGACCCGACGCCGACGACCGAGGAAGCCGAUGUGUCGGACCGUAACGUCAAGCUGCAGCUGUGGAAGCAAAUGCUGCAGGACCGUCGUGACCAAGACGACCGCGACCGCAUGCGGCUCCGCGCCGACAUCAGCCACAACGAGUCGCCCGUUCCAGUGCCGACACCCCGGCCCCUCGCACCAGCCGACCCGACACCACGGCCCAUCCUAUUUGCCGAGCCGAGUCCACCGUCCGAGGUGACGCGCGCCGCGUCACUACCAAAGUACUUGUACGAGAACGAAGCGCUUGGUGACGAGCCGCCGCUCGUGCAAACCAGCGUCUUUCUGACGCCAUGCGAUGACGAACCGCUGUCAAAGCAAGUGCAGACGCUCCAUGACCACGUGCGCAUGCUCCGCAAGUACGCCAAAGUCUGGAUCAAGCGCGAACAGCGGCUCCGAGACAAGAGCGCUGUGUGCAUUCAAAAGUAUUAUCGCGGCUACCGCAGUCGGCGACAGCAUCCGCGACGCUGCCAGACACGCCGCGACCCUUCUUGUCGCGUCGGUGUGACUGUGCAGCCCGUCUCGUCUUUUGACAUUGUGUGGCGGCGCAUCGCUCCCGAGAAGCGCAUCUUCCAUGCUUACGCCCAAGUCGUUCAACGCAUGCUACGAGGCUGGAUCAUACGGCGCCGCUUUGGCCUCCGACGGGUGCAGCACCGGGCCGCGAUUUCACUCCAAAAAUGCUGGCGCGGGUUUCGGGCCCGCACGAUUGGCAUGUGGCAGCACGUGGGCCGGCGCGGGGUGUUGCGCACCUUGUUUGCUACGACGCGACACGUGACCGCGCUGCAGCGACAGCUCUACAUCCAAGACGAGGCCAUGGCAACACUAUGGCGUACGGUGCACGUGACACAGCACCAGCUCGAGGGUCUGCGUCAUCGGGCAGCACACAAGGGCAUUCGCCUGUUCCAGGCGCGGUGGCGGGGCUACGCUGUACGCCGCGCAACGCAGCUGCCUCGGCCGCACGUAAACGGCGCCGUUCGAUGCACGGGCUGCGCUUCCAAUACCGUCGAGAUCGAGCACCUUCGCGAUCAAGUCGACCGACUUCAGCGCCUCGUGCAGCAGCUCCUCGCGCAAGAGGCGCGGCCAGAGCGGAGCGAGGAUGGGGACGGCGCACACCCGAUUGCAGGAUACGACAAUGCCUUAGCGCUGUCGUGCUGGGGAGAGUUGCUCUCGCUGCGUCGGUCAUAA